Messenger RNA from Hypanus sabinus (Atlantic stingray), 1832 nucleotides. Its product is annotated as sin3 histone deacetylase corepressor complex component SDS3-like. Lineage: Eukaryota; Metazoa; Chordata; Chondrichthyes; Myliobatiformes; Dasyatidae. The record is from RefSeq and is a predicted model, not a curated record. Gene Ontology annotation, cellular component: Sin3-type complex. The transcript has a single exon. Gene Ontology annotation, molecular function: histone deacetylase binding. The coding region runs from base 846 to 1340 and encodes 164 amino acids. Gene Ontology annotation, biological process: negative regulation of transcription by RNA polymerase II.
UCAGAACAUUGUCAAUUUGGAGCUGAUCUAUCGGACACAUUGAGGGACAGGUUAGUGUGAGGCAUGCAUUGUGAAACCACAUAGAAGAAGCUCCUGGGUGAAAAAGACCUUACUUUAGAGAAGGCACUGAACAUUGCAAUAUCAAUGGAAACAGCAGCACGGGAUGCUUCAGAGAUACAACAAAAAUCUCUGGAAUAUGCUACAAAUAAAAUGAACAGAAACGAAGGAAAGAAAUGUUACCAUUGUGGGAACAUGUCACAUGACCCUGAUGACUGUUGGUUUAAAGACAAAGAAUGCAGAAACUGUGGCAAACAGGGCCACCCUGGCAGACUAUGUAAGGCUAGUAAAUAGCAGAAAAAGGACAAAAUACAGAGAAACAAGAAACCCCAGAAAGGAAAACUGAACAAUAUACGCAAAAUGGAAGUAAACAGUUCUGACAAAAAUGACUCAAAUGGAAGUGAAUUGUCUUGCCUGAAACUUCACAAUGUGAAAGAGACAGAUGAUCAAAGAGUAACAUGGAUCACACCACAAGUGGCAGGCAUGAGACUGAAAAUGGAGUUGGACACAGGCUCAGCUUUACCAGUGAUCUUGUACACUAUUACAAAUGAUUGUUUUCUCACAUACCUCUGAAAUGAACUAAACUACUGCUAAAGACUUACACAUGACAGAAAGUGCAUCCCAAAGGUAAAAUUAAAGUGACAGUGACCUAUGGAGACAAAACACAGCAACUGAACUUCUAUGUACUGAAAAAUAGAGGACGUGAAUGGCUCAGGAAAAUCCAGUUGGAUUGGUACACCGUCAAGGCACUAGAUGUGGCAACAGAGGAGGACAGCUUGGCGGGGAAGAUGUCCGCAGCUCUCCUCUCACCCAUUGUCGACUAUUACAACGAUGAGGAGGAGCUAGACAGCGUAGAUGAUGAGGAUGAAUGCAGUAUCUGUGGCUGCGACUCAGAUGAAGAUACAGAGGAUGCAAGGGAGACAGAUACUGCCAAUAAGCAGGAUGAUGAAGAUUGCCUGGAAGUAAAAGAGCAGAUGCACCAGGAGAAAUUGACAUCUCUCAAAAGACAGCUACAGCAGUUACAGGAAAGCAUUUUGCAGGGGUAUCAGAAAAGGAUGAAAAAACUAGAUCAACAAUACAAGAAAAGAAUACGAAAUGCAGAGCCGUUUCUACAACCGGAGACAGAGCAAGUGGAAAGAAAUUAUAUUAAAGAGAAGAAAGCAGCAGUGAAGGAAUUUGAAAAUAAAAAGAUUGAGUUAGAAGAAAAGAAAAAGAUGAUUGAGAAUGUGAGGCUAAUAAUGGAACUCAGGAGAUUCUAUGGAGGUAAAGCCAAUGAUGACUAGGAAACUAAGGACGAGACCUAAUGACCCUGUUCCAAUUACAGACGAAAGACGAAAAUCUGCAGUUAAAUUACUUGUUAACAGAUGAACAGAUAUGGAAGACCUGCGAACUCGCAAUAAGCUUAAAUCUCUGAAAAGACCAGCAUCUCGGUCUUCUCCUGAAUCUCCAACACAAAGGUAUCAAGUAUGAAUAGAAGAUGGAAAGUUAUACUACGAUAAGAGAAGGUAUCAUCAAGGUCAGGCUAUCUAUUUGGAAUCUAAGGAGAAUACGAAGAUUGGCUGUGUAAUUAGCUCAGUUGGAACAAAUGAGAUAUGGGUAAGGAAAACAAGUGAUAGCACAAAGAUGCUUAUAUAUCUAGGACAGCUGCACAGAGGAGUCUUCAUUAUAUGGAGGUGAUCUGCUACCUAGAACUCUUAGCACGUUGGAGGUGCACAUCUUCUUAACUCCCUAUGCUCAGAGGUCAACUUUUUAUGAUUUUUAUAUGGAAAUCUAUA